Messenger RNA from Closterium sp. Yama58-4, 648 nucleotides. NCBI's taxonomy places the organism in Eukaryota, Viridiplantae, Streptophyta, Zygnematophyceae, Desmidiales, Closteriaceae. The record is from the annotation of a GenBank genome assembly.
AUGCUCCUCGGCAAUGACUGGCUCGUACCCGCCGGAGCUUCCAUCAACUUCGGCGAUAAGACCCUCACGUAUCAGCUCAACCCGCAGGAGGUCGAGACGAUUCCGAUAGUCUGUGGCAAGACAACCGACAGCCAUCCUCAGUACAUGGCUGUAGAAGAUCAAGAUGAUGAGUCCGAGGAACCAGAGCCCGAGGAACCAGGAGACGACAACACCGAUACGCUUGUCCCUUCCUUUUUGACAGUCGCCGCAUCAUCCGAAGAAGAAGAGGGAUCGGAAUCUGCUGAGCAAAAGGAGGAAGACGAGACGGAAUCAGGCGAAACCGACCAAGAUGACGAGAGUGAAUCCGAAGAGGCAACCGACAAUCCCAUCGAUAACCUCCCCGAGGACACUCCUCAGAAAGGACAGGACCCGACCGAAACCGACGGCCCCGAGCUACCCACCCCAGUAGCCGACCGAGGAAAACGCCCCAUGGAGACCGAAGAGGCAUCCGAACCACCUUCCAAAGAACAACGUAUCAACCCCACUAUCGAGGACGACAUUCCGAUCGAACCUGAACCGGAAGAAGAGCAUGCCGGGCGCCACACCGACAUUUGGAAGGACAAGAAUAACAUCAAGUUCCUCAAGACCGGAGUAGUUGACCCAGACUGA